GAGGACACUUUCCAAGUUCCGGUGUCAUGACUCCUAUCGAUAUUCCUGUUGACCACACUUAUACAAGCUGCUACUGUGAAGAAAAUAUAUAUUUGCUAGCUAAGUAUUUCCUAGAUCAACCUUCCGUCAAACGCCGCUGGGAUAUCUUUGCUAUAUUUAUUUCAAAUGCAACUAAGAUGGUUGCUCUCUGGAACCAGCGCAAGGCAGCUUUCGCAGACGUAGCUGUGGUAUGGGAUUACCAUGUCAUUCUAGCCAUGCGGCCGCGAUCCCCUUUUGUCUCAUCAGCUGGAGAUCCUGCAGCACAAACAUGGGUCUACGAUUAUGAUACUCGUUUGGGUAUCCCGUGUCAAUGGAGAGAUUAUGUCCAAGGAACCUUUCUAGACACCCCGGAUGUUCCAGUGCUGUAUCAAAGUCUCUUCAGGGUCAUACCAGGCGAGGAAUUUCUGGACCACUUUGCUUCAGACAGAUCGCACAUGCUAUCAGUACAUCCAGGGGCUGAACCUUGCUAUUUCGCUGAACCACCUGUGUAUCUACCGUUGCGUGGUUCGAAGGCUACAGAAAGGGGGGUAACGAAUAACCUUAUGUCUGCUUUUGUCUCGAUGGCACGAUCAACCGAU
Serpula lacrymans var. lacrymans S7.9 is the source of this 617-nucleotide messenger RNA. RefSeq lists its product as uncharacterized. The annotation marks the transcript as partial. Gene Ontology annotation, cellular component: cytosol; nucleus. The record is from RefSeq and is a predicted model, not a curated record. The transcript is spliced from 5 exons. Gene Ontology annotation, molecular function: protein-N-terminal asparagine amidohydrolase activity; protein-N-terminal glutamine amidohydrolase activity. NCBI's taxonomy places the organism in Eukaryota, Fungi, Basidiomycota, Agaricomycetes, Boletales, Serpulaceae.